Molecule: messenger RNA, 3891 nt
Organism: Drosophila ficusphila
Lineage: Eukaryota; Metazoa; Arthropoda; Insecta; Diptera; Drosophilidae
Product: defective chorion-1 protein, FC125 isoform
Exons: 5
Coding region: 61-3771 (1236 amino acids)
Biological process (GO): chorion-containing eggshell formation
Cellular component (GO): extracellular region; egg chorion
Molecular function (GO): structural constituent of egg chorion
Source: RefSeq, a predicted model, not a curated record
CUCCGGCGAACAUUGAUCAUCGAAAGCCGUGCUUUGCCUAGUUUAGCUCCUUAGAACAGGAUGAGAGUGCACUGCCUGCUGCUACUCCUGGCGCUCCUCGGAGCUCAGGCCGAAUGUCCGAGCGACGGAUCGACGGAUGUGGCCGCCGAGAAUCCUUCGGCGGACGAUGGAGUCACCAGCAAUGCAACCGCGCCCACAAGGCCAAGGAUUCCCACCCCGGAUGAGAUCCUGGGUCAAGUGCCCCCGAUCUCGCCGAUCCGGACUGGCAACCCGCAGAUGGACGCCUUCUACUUGAUGUUCCCCGCGUUGGCAAGUCUGCUCCGGUGGGGCAGCCUCUUCCCGGCGCACUCGAUCCUGAGUGCCGUGCCCGACAACCUGCAGCCGACGGCUGCCGCCUCCAAGGUGGUGCUCGUCCUGGCGGACGAUCCCGCUACCAAGACAAGAGUGACCCGCCAGAAUCCGGUGACCAAUCCCCUCGGCCAGAUGAUGAACUGGCCGGCCGUUCCGCAGGACAUCCUCAGCCAGGCCAACUUCCCCCCGCUUCCGCCCAUGGACUUCGGACCCCAGGUGGGUCAGUUCCUCGCCCAGCUGCCGCCGAUGGCUUCCGGUGGCUUCCUGGGUGCCGCCGCUCCGGUUCCCACUCCCGUGGCCGAUCCUCCACCCGCUCCAGCUGCUCCUGCCCCGGCUCCUCCUGCUCCGGCUCCACCUGCUCCGGCUGCUGCUCCGGACUCGCCGCUGCCCGCUCUGGGUCAGGGCAUCCAACCGCUCCUGGGCCAGGCCAUGGCCCUCCUGAAUCCGACCAACAUCGAUCCCGCCGGUCUGCUGGGACAGGCGGUGCCCAAUCUCUCCAAUCUGCCGGCGCCGAACCUCGACUUCGUGGCCCAGAUGCAGCGGCAGUUCUUCCCGGCGACGGUGCCAGCUGCUUCAGCGGGAGCGGAUGCCCAGGCCUCGGACAUUUCCGAGGUGCGGGUGCGUCCCGAGAUUCCCUACUCCCCGGAGGCUCAAUACGCGCAGCUGAAGAUCAAGUCCGCAUUGGAGAGGCAGCAGGAUAGGCAGGAGAAGCAGGAGGAUCAGGAGCGAGUGCCGCUCUUGUGGUUCCGUCUGCCCACCACCACCACCACCAGCACCACCGAUGAACUGGAGGACAAGACACUCGAGGAUCUCCGCGUGGAGGCCAAGUUGCGCGCCUUCGAGCGCCAGGUGAUCGCCGAGCUGAAGAUGCUGCAGAAGAUCGAGCUGAUGGCCAAGGAGAUGCGAUCGAGUGCCGCGCAGACUUCCCCCGAUUCCCCCUACAGGAUCAAUUAUUCCCUGAGCCGCACUCCCGUGCACAAGAUCACCCGCUCGGACAUCGAGCACGCUCUGCGGGACGACUACGUGCGUCGUCUGGUGGCCAAGGAGGCGCAAAGGAAGGCCAGGACCUCGGCUCACAUCAGCCGCAAGGCAGGUGGCUUCAAGCGACAGGCAAAGGCAGAGGAUCCCACUCUGACCAAGGAGGAGAUUGUGAAGAUCAUGGCGUAUGCGUAUCGCAUGGCCAGCGAGCAGAUGGAGAACGAGAAGGGAAAGCAGGACAAGGUCUACGCCGCCUACAGAACUGCAGAGAGUCCUAACCAGCAACAGCCAAUGGAGAACUCCCAGAUGAUCCAGCAGCAGCAGCAGAGACAGUGGGCCGAGGAUCAGGUGAGGAUGCAGAAGGAGAGGCAGAUGGCACAGCAGAUGGCCCAGCAGAACCCCAUGAUGAUGCAGCAGAGGCAAUGGACAGAGGAUCCCUCCAAAGUUCAGCAAACGCAACAGAGGCAGUGGAGCGAAGAUCCCGCGAAGGCUCAACAAAUGCAACAGAGGCAGUGGAGCGAAGAUCCCGCAAAGGUGCAACAAAUGCAGCAGAGGCAGUGGAGCGAAGAGCAGGCCAGGAUUCAGCAGAAUCAGCAACAGCAGCGACAGAUGGAGAACCCCCAGAUGAUCCAGCAGAGCCCCAUGAUGAUGCAGCAGAGGCAGUGGAGCGAGGAUCCCGCGCAGGUUCAACAAAUGCAGCAAAUGCAGCAGAGGCAGUGGUCCGAGGAGCAGGCCAAGAUCCAGCAAACCCAACAGCAGAUGCAACAGAAUCCCAUGAUGAUGCAGCAAAGGCAGUGGACAGAGGAUUCCGCGAAGGUUCACCAAAUGCAGCAGAGGCAGUGGGCUGAGGAUCAGGCAAGGAUGCAACAGCAACCGCAACCGCAGAUGAUCCAGCAGAAUCAAAUGAUGAUGCAGCAGCGCCAGAUGAAGAGCCCCCAAAUGAUGAUGCAGCAGCAACAGCAGCAACCGCGAAUGCAGCAGAGCCCCAUGAUGAUGCAACAGCUGCAGCAACAGCAGAUGCAACAGCAACCGAGGCAGUGGGCCAACCAGGAGGAUGAAGCUGCCCAGCGGUGGGCCAUGGAGAAGUCGCAGGCAAUGCAGCAGGAUCCCAACCAGAUGGCAGCCCAGAUGCAGCGACAACCCGAUGGUGAUGAUGAUGAUAGCAAGAGUGACGAUGAGUCCAAGGAGACAAUCCUCGGAGAGGCCGGACCACAGAUGGCGGAGAACGAGGGCAAGGCCCGGCACAAAGGCGGGGAUCCCCUCGGACUCGGCGGCAACCGCAAGAAGUCCAAGUCCAAGCAUUCGCACUCUUCGCGUCCCGCGGUGAUCAACUACUACUAUCAGGUGCCCCAGCGUCCAGCGCCAGUUCCGAGUUAUCCGAGCAGCUAUGGCACCAGCUACGGCGGCGGUGGCUACGGAUCUAAUGCCUACGGAUCACCAGCUCCCGUUCGGGCCAACCCGUAUCCCGCUGCCAUUCCCGCUCCCGCUCCCGUUUACAGCUCCUAUCCAGCUCAGGGUUACCGAGCUGCCGUUGGGAACGAGGAGGUGGACGACAUGCUGCGCCAGCACCAGACGAUGGCCAGGACAAUAAACCCCAAUCAAUCGGACCAAGUCGGCGGAUUGGAGAGGCGGGAGGAGGAGGACUCUGAUCCCCCGGCGAGGACCAACACAACAGCAGCAGCUCCGCAGGAGCAACCGCCACCGCAUCGAGUCCACAAAAGUCCAUCAUCAGCACCAUCCGUAACCGAAAUCGAAACCGCAUCCGAAACCGCAUCCGAAAUCGCAUCCGAAAUCGCACCCUCAUCCGAUCCCCAAGUGGGCUCCAUUUUCACCGUCAACGAGGGACUGCUGCAUCCGUUCAUGGGCCUCCUGCCGGUGGCCCGACCGGAUGAUCCCUGGAACCAGAAGCCCUACGACCCACACCAUCCCCUCUACUCGGGGGGCGGGAGCUACGAGGCCUACUUGAAGGACAAUCGCCAUCGGAGGGACACGCACAUCAUGGGCCAGGGCACCCAGCACGGCAUCCUCACUCCCGGAAUGCUGGAGCGACUGCUCCGCAUCAAGGUGGACUUCCAGCGCAGGUUUCCGCACCUCUACAAGGGCAUGCUCAACCACCACACGAACCUAACCCGCGUGGAGGUCGAGCCUCCAGUUCUGGGCAGGAUAUCCACGCCCAAGAAGAAGUCCAAGGAAAGGCAGCAGGAGCAGGAGGAGGAUGACGAACCCAUCUUCGAGUUGGGCGCCGCCGAACGGAGUUUGUUCGAGGAGGACACCCAGGACUCCCUCGAGAAGGAACCCUUCCAGGAGUCGGACGACGAGGACGAUCGGGAUGCAGAGGAUCUGAAGGAUCCAAAGGAGAGCAGUGAACCCAGCAGCAGAAAACAGCGGGAUGAAAACGACAUCGACUACUUCAACUUCGAUGACGAUGAUGUUGAUGAUUGACUUUUAUUGUAAUACAAUAGCAAUACAAAUAAAUAUUGAAUAUUAUUAAUGUGUAAACAAAAUGGUUUUAUAUCAGUAAAAUCUUUUUGCGAAUCCACAAUGCAAUCUGACAAUAUUAAA